Molecule: messenger RNA, 327 nt
Organism: Torulaspora delbrueckii
Lineage: Eukaryota; Fungi; Ascomycota; Saccharomycetes; Saccharomycetales; Saccharomycetaceae
Gene: PET191
Product: Pet191p
Exons: 1
Coding region: 1-327 (108 amino acids)
Biological process (GO): mitochondrial respiratory chain complex IV assembly
Cellular component (GO): mitochondrion
Source: RefSeq, a predicted model, not a curated record
AUGGGUGCUAGUUGCAAAGAUCAGAAAAAAGCUGUAGCAGUUUGCCUGCAGAGAUCUCCAUGUGUGAUGAUCGAGAGGAAUACUCCUCAGCAGUGUAUCGAUGAUCCUAACUUGAGUAAAGACCUUCCUGAAUUGUGUAUAGCCCAGAUGAAGGCUUUUCUGGACUGUAAGAGAGGUAUGGUGGAUAUGACCAAGAGGUUUACAGGUAAUGCUCCGCUAUCUACGGGCAGAUACGAUCAGCAAUAUGAGAAUCUGUGCUCUGGGGACUUUAACCCAAGGGAAGAAAUGCAAAAAUUGAGACUACUGAAUAGCAACCAAAGGGAUUAA